UUUACCUGGUAACUGACGUUAUUCAAGUUGGGACAUUUACUAGUAGACACGAAGACUAUUUAAGUAUAAAAAUGUGGAAGAGUAUAAAGAACAAAAGGAACAAAUUUAAAACAAUAUGGACUGGGAAUGAUUAUGAAAUUAGGCACAGUAACCAACAACGAUCUCCAUCUGAAGGAACGGUCAAAGUUUUAACACUGCAACGUACCGUAUUAGAAGAACCUGAAGAUGAUGAAAUUACAGAAUAUCCCGAAAUUGAGGAAUCUAACAAAAUAGAAGAAACUAGAGAUAAGUACGAUGAUCUUGAUGGUAGAAAAACACAAAAGACAAAACCUGUGGCAUGCCUUGAAUGUGUGAAACCGAUUCAGGUUUUCACAAGUGACGAAAUAAAAAUAGGAGAUCACGUCAAAUUCCAUGGACGAAUAUAUGAUCACCAUGCAAUUGUUGUAGAUGUUAAAUCUUCGAAUGAAAAAGAUCAUAAAGUAGACUUAGAAUUGGUACAUGCAUCAAACACGACAGCUGGUGCAAUAUAUAAUUGUAUAAAACCGUUUGGUAACAAAGCUAAAUUGUUGAGAGAAACAAAACGAAUAAAUUUAAAGAAGAUAAAAGUUAUGGUGUAUAAAUAUUCGGAUACUAUUGAACAUUUUUCGCCAAAAGAGAUUGUCAGUAGAGCAGUCACAACGAAAUCCAACCCUGAUUUCAAAUACAACUUGCUACAUAAUAACUGUGAGCAUUUUACAACAUGGUGCGUUACAGGACAGGGUCUCAGCUUACAAAUCCGAAAGAUACGAAUGGUAAAGGGACUUUUUGCAAAUCAAGGAUUUCAAGGUAUCGGUGACGAAGUUCUUCGAAAUAAAAUCGAAUGUGAAAAGGGAAUGCUAUGUGCACUGUGUUUCGAGAGAAAUCGAAAAUUGUUAAAUGUCCCAAAACAACCAAUCAAAUCAAAAAAGGAUGUGGAGAUUGGAGAUAUAAUUACAUAUACGUACUACAGAUGUUGGCAUACUGCCGUCGUGCUUGAAAUCAUAGCACACGACAAAUCACUACAGUGUAAAAUAGCUCAUUAUGCAUUUCGUGGUUUACAUAGAGAUAGAAAAAUUAGACAGGAAACAUUAAGAAUUCCGUUAGAUGGUAGUGUAAAAGUAACUGACUUCUCUAACACUGAUUAUACUGUCUAUGAUCCAGAAGAAGUGGUUGAAAGGGCUCGAAGUAAGCUUGGCGAAAAACGUUAUGAUCAUUUUUCAAACGAUUCAAGUCAUUUUGCUCGAUGGUGUAAACUUAAAUUGUACAGAAAGCGAUAUUCAAUGGAAUAAAAAAAAACAAUAUUGUUGCAUGGAAUCUUUCGAAAAAGUAUGCCUUAUUUUAUUUUGACAUUUAUGUGCGUCAAUCUAUAGUCCUAACCGUAGAGUAUUAUGCAUGAAUCAUUGUCAAGCAUCAUUAAAUUUAUUUCAUUCACUUUUUGAAGAAAAAAAAGGACAACAUAUGUGAUGUUCGAACUUGCAAGCAUUUUCUUCGAUAAUCACAAUGGUCUUUGUUUCGAACACUCGACUGCGAUCGCUGAUAUUAAAUUUAAAAUACAUAUUUUUCUUAAAAUGCUUCAUUUGACUGAAUGGAUUAUUGUACAUGCAUAAGCAAACAAAUCAUGUAGAUUCUGUAUAAUUGACGCUGAAUGUAUUUCGGUUUCACCACUAUGUAAAUUGAUUUCUAGUAUUUUGUGUUAAUUUUAUUGUUUUUGUAUUUGAGUGGUUUAGGUGACCUAACCCAUUUAAUAAAGUUUUCAACAUUC
This is a messenger RNA of Mytilus trossulus (common blue mussel), 1780 nucleotides long. RefSeq lists its product as uncharacterized. The transcript has 2 exons. Gene Ontology annotation, cellular component: cytoplasm. NCBI's taxonomy places the organism in Eukaryota, Metazoa, Mollusca, Bivalvia, Mytilida, Mytilidae. Gene Ontology annotation, molecular function: A2-type glycerophospholipase activity; glycerophospholipid phospholipase A1 activity. The record is from RefSeq and is a predicted model, not a curated record. Bases 72 to 1307 code for a protein of 411 amino acids. Gene Ontology annotation, biological process: N-acylphosphatidylethanolamine metabolic process.